UGUUUUAUUUGCCUAUGCUUAUUGUAUACGAAUAAAACUAAUAUAAAAAAAAAUCUAAUUACCAUCGUGUGAUGAAUUUUGUAGGAAUACAUCUUUAAGUGUGAUUCAAAAUGGUUUGUGAAAAGUGUGAAAAAAAAUUAGGAAGAGUUAUAACUCCAGAUCCAUGGAAAAAUGGAGCAAGGAAUACUGUAGAAAGUGGAGGACGUAAAGUUGGAGAAAAUAAAGCACUGUCUGCAGGAAAGGCAAGAUUUAAUCCAUACACUGCGACUUUUGAGACCUGUAGAAUAUGUAGACAAAAAGUGCAUCAAGUUGGUUCACAUUAUUGCCAAUCAUGUGCAUAUAAGAAAGCUAUAUGUGCAAUGUGUGGUAAAAAAUUGAUGAGUACUAAAAACUAUAAACAGUCUGCAACUUAA
Messenger RNA from Habropoda laboriosa, 413 nucleotides. RefSeq names its product cysteine-rich PDZ-binding protein. The transcript is spliced from 2 exons. Gene Ontology annotation, biological process: cytoplasmic microtubule organization. Gene Ontology annotation, molecular function: microtubule binding; PDZ domain binding. Gene Ontology annotation, cellular component: dendrite. The record is from RefSeq and is a predicted model, not a curated record. Lineage: Eukaryota; Metazoa; Arthropoda; Insecta; Hymenoptera; Apidae. Bases 111 to 413 code for a protein of 100 amino acids.